AUAACGUCAUCUGGCAAUUUCUGUAAGCUUUUCCAUCCUCCGUUUUUCUUCUUUAUGUAGCCUUGGAAGAAAGCAUUAGGUCUUUUUGCAGGAGAACGAGAGAGAGAGCCGUGCAAGGACUGUACUGUUGAGAGAUUCGCAAGGAUGGAGCGUUAUGAGUAUCUGAAAGAUAUCGGGUCGGGAAAUUUCGGUGUUGCUAAGCUUGUAAGAGAUAGGUGGACUAAGGAGUUCUUUGCUGUGAAAUAUAUAGAGAGAGGGCAGAAGAUUGAUGAGCAUGUGCUGAGGGAGAUUAUGAACCACAGAUCCUUAAAACAUCCCAAUAUUGUUAGAUUCAAAGAGGUCCUGUUAACUCCUACACACCUAGCCAUUGUCAUGGAAUAUGCUGCUGGAGGCGAACUUUUUGAGAGGAUAUGCAAUGCUGGUAGAUUCAGUGAGGAUGAGGCUAGGUUUUUCUUUCAACAACUGAUUUCAGGAGUCAGCUAUUGUCAUUCCAUGCAAAUCUGCCACAGGGAUCUUAAGCUGGAAAACACCCUCUUAGAUGGGAGCACGGCACCCCGUCUUAAAAUAUGUGAUUUUGGCUAUUCUAAGUCAUCUGUAUUGCAUUCGCAACCAAAAUCAACCGUAGGAACACCUGCGUACAUUGCUCCAGAGGUCCUAACGAGAAAGGAAUAUGAUGGCAAGAUUGCAGAUGUCUGGUCUUGUGGGGUUACUUUAUAUGUGAUGCUGGUUGGGGCUUAUCCGUUUGAGGAUCCGGACGAUCCAAGGAACUUUAGAAAGACACUUGGGCGGAUACUCAGCGUCCACUACUCCAUUCCAGACUAUGUACGAGUUUCUCUGCAGUGUCGGCAUCUCUUGUCCCGGAUAUUUGUUGCCAACCCUGAGAAGAGAAUAACCAUUCCAGAAAUAAAGAGUCACACAUGGUUCUUGGGAAACUUGCCGAUAGAGCUGAUGGAAGGAGAAGAGAGGGACUUGCACAGUGACGAUGCAGAUUCUCCUUCCCAGAGUGUUGAAGAUGUAAUGUCUAUAAUACAAGAAGCCCGGAAACCUGCAGAGGGCCCCAAAGACGGUGGGCAUUUCAUCGGCGGGAGUGCAGACCUGGAUGACAUCGAUUCAGAUACGGACCUCGAUGACAUGGAAACGAGUGGGGAAUUUGUAUGUGCAAUGUUGCCAAAGUGAAGUGUUGAAGUAGGGCUUUUUGGGUUUUGCUGAGGAGCCUGGCUGUUCUCAGCCUACAAACAUUGUGCUGGUUUUUGUUUAGUUUCUUAGAUUAAGAAAGGCUCGGUGGCUCGGGGCUCGGAUUAUGUGUGAGCAGGCCUUUGCGGAUCGAAUGACAGAUGCUGGGUGCCGUUGCUGUUGUGUAAUCUGUAUUUGUGUAGUUGUAAUCACUGUUUUUGUUUGA
Magnolia sinica is the source of this 1399-nucleotide messenger RNA. Its product is annotated as serine/threonine-protein kinase SAPK2. Gene Ontology annotation, biological process: intracellular signal transduction; protein phosphorylation. Gene Ontology annotation, molecular function: protein serine/threonine kinase activity; ATP binding. NCBI's taxonomy places the organism in Eukaryota, Viridiplantae, Streptophyta, Magnoliopsida, Magnoliales, Magnoliaceae. The transcript has 9 exons. Bases 145 to 1176 code for a protein of 343 amino acids. The record is from RefSeq and is a predicted model, not a curated record.